ACAAAGCAAAGUCGUCGUGUUUCUUUUGCAUUUACAAGUUUGUUAAUUAUUACAGUGACACCCCUCCUCCCCCAAAAUGAUCUGAAACCGCCACCGUAUCGAACCUCAGAUCUACCCAAUCGCCACCGGAAUCUCCACCAAAAAUGUCUCACAUCGACGAGAGAGACAACGUACCUCUCAACCAAUCAUCCCAAUCCGACAUCGAUGAGAUCGAAAAUUUAAUCACCGCCAGUGUCCAAUUCGGCCCCUCCACCGUCCUCCCAGCCAGUCCUCCGUCCCCUACGCCUCCAUCCAUCCCUGUGUCCACUUCACCUUUCAUUCCCUCUAAUCUUCCUCCGCCUCCUCAAAAACAGAAUUCCGUACCUUCCGCACCUUCCGCACCUCCACCGCCUUCUAACUCCAUCCGUCAUGCCAAUUCAGGUUUGCCGCAGUCGAGCAUGAGCGGCUUCGGGCCGCUUCCCAACACAUUAACCGAACCUGUUUGGGACACGGUGAAAAGAGAUCUAUCGAGGAUCGUUAGUAAUUUGAAAUUAGUCGUGUUUCCGAAUCCAUAUCGCGAGGAUCCUGGGAAGGCAUUGAGAGAUUGGGAUCUGUGGGGGCCCUUCUUCUUCAUUGUGUUUCUAGGACUCACAUUGUCUUGGUCUGCCUCCGUAAAGAAGUCUGAAGUAUUUGCUGUGGCUUUCGCACUGCUGGCAACAGGUGCUAUCAUUCUAACACUCAACGUCUUACUUCUGGGGGGGCAUAUAAUAUUCUUCCAAAGUCUGAGUCUUUUGGGUUACUGCUUAUUCCCUCUGGACAUCGGAGCACUGAUCUGCUUGAUGAAGGACAAUGUGAUUGUGAAAUUGGUGGUGGUGUGUGUGACAUUAGCGUGGAGCUCAUGGGCAGCGUAUCCAUUCAUGAGUACAGCUGUCAACCCAAGAAGAAAAGCCCUUGCACUCUACCCUGUUCUUCUCAUGUAUGUAUCUGUUGGUUUCCUUAUCAUUGCAAUCAAUUAAUUUAUAAUAUUUCACAUCAUUUCUUAUCUGGAA
This is a messenger RNA of Lactuca sativa (garden lettuce), 1028 nucleotides long. RefSeq names its product protein YIP4b. Gene Ontology annotation, biological process: endoplasmic reticulum to Golgi vesicle-mediated transport. The record is from RefSeq and is a predicted model, not a curated record. NCBI's taxonomy places the organism in Eukaryota, Viridiplantae, Streptophyta, Magnoliopsida, Asterales, Asteraceae. Gene Ontology annotation, cellular component: trans-Golgi network; membrane.